AUGAGGGCAGAGAACCAGAGAAGCAAGUCCAAGUUCUUUCUCGUGCACUCCCUUAUUGGGUGGGAGCAACAGGGUGUGUUUUUCAUCCUGUUCCUGGGCAUGUAUCUGACCCCAGUUCUGGCCCUGUUCAUCACGCUGGACUCUCACCUCCUAUAUAUUCCUAUGUAUUUCUUCCUCAGCCACUUGGCCCUCAUGGAUGUCUCCUUUUCAUCUGUCACCAUUCCUAAGAUGCUGAUAAAUAUGUAUAUUCCAGAAGAAUCCAUUCCCUAUGCUUGGUGCAUUUCACAAAUGUAUUUCUUCAUCAAUUUUAGUUGUAGUAGCUUUCUUCUCACAGUGAUGGCAUAUUACAGGUGUGUGGCCAUCUAUCACCCUCUUAAUUAUACCACCAUCAUGAGGGAUGAGCUUUGUAUCACCCUAGUGGCUAGGUCCUCAUUUUUCUCUUAUACCCAUGCUCUGUUGCACGCCUUCUUCAUGGAGCAGUUCAUGAGGAGGGAGAACCAUAGCAGCGUGUCUGAGUUCCUCCUCCUGGGGCUCCCCAUCUGGCCAGAGCAGCAGGCCGUGUUCUUCGCCCUGUUCCUGGGCAUGUACCUGAUCACGGUGCUGGGGAACCUGCUCAUCAUCCUGCUCAUCAGGCUGGACUCCCGCCUCCACACCCCCAUGUACUUCUUCCUCAGCCACUUGGCCUUCACUGAUGUCUCUUUCUCUUCUGUCACUGUCCCAAAGAUGCUGAUGAACAUGCAGACUGAGCACCUAUCAAUCUCCUAUCCAGGAUGUAUUUCACAGAUGUAUUUUUAUAUACUUUUCGGUUGUGUUGAUAAUCUCCUUCUUGCAGUGAUGGCAUAUGACAGGUAUGUAGCCAUCUGUCAUCCUCUAUACUACACCACCAUCAUGAAGGAGGAUCUGUGUGUGCUGCUGGUGGCUGGCUCCUGGAUUCUCUCCUGUGGCAGUGCCCUCUUACACACCCUCCUCCUGACCCAGGUGUCCUUCUGUGCUGACAACAUCAUCCCCCACUUUUUCUGUAGCCUCCCCAUCCUACUCAGGCUGUCCUGUUCAAACACCUCUCUUAAUGAGCUGGUCAUAUUUACUGCAGGGGCUGCAGUUGUCAUUUUCCCGUUGACUGGCAUCCUGGUCUCUUAUGGACGCAUUGGGGCUUCUAUUCUGAAGGUGCCCACUACCAAAGGUAUCUGCAAAGCCUCGUCCACCUGUGGCUCCCACCUAUCUGUAGUGUCUCUAUUCUAUGGAACAAUUAUGGCACUGUACUUUUCUCCCGCAUCGAGCAACUCCAAUGACAAUGACAUGAUUGCCUCACUGAUGUAUACAGUGGUCACCCCCAUGUUGAACCCCUUCAUCUACAGCCUAAGGAACAGAGACAUGAAAUUGGCUCUGGAGAUUCUUUUCAGAAACAACAUUGUUUUCACCAAGUGA
Molecule: messenger RNA, 1425 nt
Organism: Neofelis nebulosa (Clouded leopard)
Lineage: Eukaryota; Metazoa; Chordata; Mammalia; Carnivora; Felidae
Product: olfactory receptor 1J4-like
Biological process (GO): G protein-coupled receptor signaling pathway
Cellular component (GO): membrane
Molecular function (GO): olfactory receptor activity; G protein-coupled receptor activity
Source: RefSeq, a predicted model, not a curated record